Knipowitschia caucasica is the source of this 225-nucleotide messenger RNA. NCBI's taxonomy places the organism in Eukaryota, Metazoa, Chordata, Actinopteri, Gobiiformes, Gobiidae. The record is from the annotation of a GenBank genome assembly.
AUGCUGCAGCGAGAUCGCCAAGUGGAUUAUGAAGAAGUCGGAGUUGAAGAAGUUUAUCAGAACCUUGACAAAUACAGAAUUUCAUUUAAAUCAUACACUUCGGAAUAUCAGAACCAGCCCUCGGAUUCAACUUCAAUUGGAGCCAUUGCUUCAUCUACAGUUGGACUGUCAGAGAAUGAACCACAGCCAGGCAAUGAUAAAGGGAUUCUAUCCCUCAAAGGAUGA